AUGCACACGGCCCAAGCGCUCGCGUCGCUGCGGCGCGCCCGCACUCAGGACGUCGAGACCGGCGCGUCGCGCGUCCGCAAGCACCCGACCGAGCGCUCGUCGCUGCUCCCCACCACCGGCCACUGUCACAGCAACGGCAGCAGCACUGGCAGCAGCAGCAGCCACCCCCCGCUCGCGCACGGCUGCAGCCCCCACUCGGUAGCGGACGUGGCGGACGCGCCGCUGACGCUCGCGCAGGACGCGCGCGCCAUCUACCGCCUGCUGGCGGACCAGCCGCUGAACCUCAUGCUGCUGGCGGCGCCCGUGGCCCUGUGGGCGUCGCUGGGCGGCUGGAGCGACCUCUGGGUCUUUGCCGCCAACUUCCUCGUGAUGAUCCCACUGGCCAAUUUGCUGGGCGAAGCCACCGAGUCGCUGGCGUUCCACACGGGCGAAACCAUUGGCGGCCUCGUGAACGCCACGUUUGGCAACGCGGUGGAAGUGAUUGUCGCGCUCUUUGCGCUCCAAGCGGGCGAGAUCAGCGUCGUGCAGAGCUCGCUCAUUGGCUCCGUGCUGUCGAACCUGCUGCUCGUGCUCGGCUGCGCGUUCAUUGCCGGCGGCGUGCGCAACAAGGAGAGCUCGUUCAACGCCGUGGGCGCGAGCGCCAACUCGUCGCUGCUCAUGCUCGCGAGCUUUGGCAUGUUGCUCCCGAGCUACAUCUUUUACUUUUCCGACCACGACUCGGAGGAGAUUCGCGUGGCGAAUACGCUCACGCUCUCGCGCAUUGCGGCAGCGUUUCUGCUGUUUAUGUACCUGCAGCUGCUGUUCUUCCAGCUCAAGACGCACGCCGACUACUUUGAAGACGAACAGGACCACGCGGACGAAGUCGUGGCGCUGUCGAAGCGAGCGAGCGCGACCGUGCUGCUCGUUGCCACGCUGCUAGUGUCGAUGUUCUCCGAGUUCCUCGUGGACUCGAUCGACGGCUUUGCUGCGCAAAUGCACCUGAGCAAGUCGUUCAUUGGCAUUAUCCUGCUGCCCGUCGUGGGCAACGCUGUCGAGCACGUGACGGCGGUCAAGGUCGCGCUGAACAACAAGAUGGAGCUCGCCAUGGGCGUGGCCGUGGGCUCGGCGACGCAGGUGUCGCUCUUUGUCGUGCCCGUGGUCGUGCUCUCGGGCUGGUUCAUGGACCGCGCCAUGACGCUGGCGUUCCCUCAGUUUGAGAUCCUCAUCUACCUCAUGUCGAUCAUUAUCGUCUACGCGAUCAUUGCCGAUGGCAAGUCCAAUUGGCUCGAGGGCUCGAUGCUGCUCACGGCGUAUGCGCUCGUAGCCAUUGCGCUCGUGUGGGUCGAAGUGCCCACUGCAGAGGAGUAA
Molecule: messenger RNA, 1347 nt
Organism: Hyaloperonospora brassicae
Lineage: Eukaryota; Oomycota; Peronosporomycetes; Peronosporales; Peronosporaceae
Source: the annotation of a GenBank genome assembly